Molecule: messenger RNA, 2439 nt
Organism: Megalops cyprinoides (Indo-Pacific tarpon)
Lineage: Eukaryota; Metazoa; Chordata; Actinopteri; Elopiformes; Megalopidae
Gene: pkp1a
Product: plakophilin-1
Exons: 14
Coding region: 168-2336 (722 amino acids)
Biological process (GO): cell-cell adhesion; intermediate filament bundle assembly; cell-cell junction assembly
Cellular component (GO): cytoplasm; plasma membrane; adherens junction
Molecular function (GO): cadherin binding
Source: RefSeq, a predicted model, not a curated record
ACACAGUCCGCUUCUCAGACUUGACACAUUGAAAGGGAAGAAGAGACGCACAGGCUGUCGGCAGGAUAUUGCUCUUUGUGACCACGACAUACCAGUCGCUGUUUUAUAGACAGAGUUACAACUUCACAGAAGGCGGUACAUUCACAAACUGACAGAACUGACACAAAAUGACGCUUGAGCCGUUGCGGUCGGCCAUGACCAUUGAGAACGUGGAAGACACUUCGCUCGCUCUUCCGUCCGAUAACAAACUGCGGACCGGACAGCAGCGUGUCAUAGACCAAGUUCACACCAUUAAAAGAAGCAAGUCAAAACACAGCAAAAGUGGAACACCGUCUCCCAUAGGUCCUCUGAGCGACUCUGUAUCCACUGAGGUUCGGAAAUUCCAGUUCUCUCCAACCAAACUCAAUGGAACAGUCUUCUCCAGGAGCAAUUCAGUUGCAGUUGCUGGCUUCACAAAAAUGGUGGGCCAACAGCAGAGCCGCACCCUCUCCACAAAGAGCCUGGGCCGGAGGCACAUGAGUAGCUCCAGCCAGUGGGAGCAGCGCUACGGUCCCCUCAGCCCCACCAACGGCUUCCCACCGCCCCAGCCCGGCGGGCUCAAGCCCAGCCGCAGUGACCCAUCGCUGGCCCCCGCCCAGCUGGUGCAGCGGGCCAAGAGCCGGAGCACCACCCUGCAGACCAGGUCCAACCGGGCCAGCCUUUACACUGUCAACUCGGGGCAGUACGUCGUCAACGGCUCCGCCAGCUUCGCCAGCAGCCAGAACCGCGUCCUCAGGCCACCCUCCAAUAUCUCCAACGGGGAGACCAAGGUGUCGGCCACCAAGAGCAGGAGCGAGUUUGUGGGGACAAACGGGGCAGGGAGCAUCCCAGACAUCACAAUGAAGGAGGCCGUGGAGUUCCUCUCCAGCCAGCAGGAGAGCUACCAGCUCAAAGGAGCCUCCUUCAUCCAGCACAGCACUUUCAAUGAGGAAAAGGCUAAGCAGGAGGUCCUCCAGCUGGGUGGGAUCCCUCCCCUGGUCGCCCUCCUGAGCAACCCCAACACCCAGAUCCAGCAGACUGCAGCCGCCGCCCUGCGCAACCUGGUCUUCAAGGCCCCCGCCAACAAGCAGGAGGUGCAGCAGUGCGGGGGCAUCGCUGAGGCGCUGGCACUGCUCCGGGAGACGGGCUCAUCCGAGACACAGAAGCAGCUCACAGGGCUGCUGUGGAACCUGUCCUCUGCAGAUUCACUGAAGUCGGACCUGAUUGACAGCGCCCUGCCUGUCCUCACCGAAAGCAUUGUGAUACCCUUCACCUGCUGGUCCGACCAGAGCAUCAGUAACAAUGUAGACCCUGAGGUUUUCUACAAUGCCACUGGCUGUCUGAGAAACCUAAGCUCUUCCAAGGAGCCCCAGCGACAGUCCAUGCGGAACUGUCGCGGCCUGAUCGACUCUCUGAUCAGCUACAUCCAGUCAUGUGUGGCUGCAGAUAGGCCAGAUGACAAGUCAGUGGAGAACUGCAUGUGCAUCCUACACAACCUGACGUACCAAGUGGAGUUUGAGGCCCCUGACCACUUUGCUCAGAUCAAUGCCCUGGCAGAGACACCCACCAGGAGCUCAGCCAGCAAGAAAUCGCCCCCAGUGGGCUGCUUCAGCCCCAAGAGUUCAAAGAUACAACAGGAGAACGUCUUUAAUUUCCCCUUGAUAGAGGACAGCAAUCCCAAAGGCCUGAGCUGGCUCUUCCACUCCAAGACCAUACAGAUCUACCUAUCCCUGCUGGGCAGCAGCCUGAAGGACUCAACACUGGAGGCGUGUGCCGGGGCACUUCAGAACCUCACUGCCAACAAGGGAGUGGUGUCCAGCGUGAUGAGCCAGACCAUUGUGCAGAAGCUGAACGGCCUGCCGGAAAUCGUGCCACUGCUGCAGUCCUCCAGCCCCGGCGUGCAGAAGGCUGCUGUCUCUGUGGUGGGGAACCUUGCCAGGACCCCAAACCUGCAGAGCACCAUGGCCCGACAGGUUCUCCCUCAUCUUACCAGCCUCCUAAGCUCUGGAGCUAAGAACAUGGAUGAUUAUGAUGAUACCAUGGCGACGGCGUGCAACACAGUGCACAGCCUGUUGAAGGCGGACCCCGAGAUGGGCAGGAAAGUGCUGAACAACAGCCUGGUCACCAUGCUCAGCGACCUCAGCAAUAAUGGGUACGGCAAGUAUCCCAAAGCCAGCAGAGCUGCUUCCCUCCUGCUUUAUGGUUUGUGGGCAGAAAAGGAUAUGCAGGGUUUCCUAAAAAAGCAAGGGAUGAACAAGAGUGUCUUCGUGAAUGACUUCACUACGUCUGCCUACAAGGCUGCUCGGUUUAUUGAGUGAAGGGAAUGCUGGGAUGCCACUGGGUAAAUAAAGAUGCAAGCCUGAAUGCAGAGACAGUGACCAGAACACAACAGGAACAGGAAGCAUAUUCCUAAAUCCAAAC